AUGAGCCAUUCAGAGGAUUCUUUAGAAGAUUUUGGUGGCGAUGGUGAAGAUUAUAGGAUAUUGUUUGCUACAGAUGAGGAAUUUGCAAAAAAGGAUGAUGCUGUUGCUUGGGUGAAAGGCAUGGGCAUGGCAAAUGAUAUGCUAAUAAACGUAGUUUCUAGCAAGAAGAAGAAUACUGUUCUGAUGAGAUGCUGUAAAGGGGGAAAUGUGUCAGUUGAUGAUGGUGAAUACUAUGUCACAUCAGAUUCGAAGACACAAAUCACUGGAUGUAAAUUUAAGUUAUAUGUGCACUUAGUGGAUGGGAAGUGGCGCGUUCGAGUGUAUCCUGGAGAACAAAAUUACUACAACACACAAAUUUCCACCAUAAAAUCUAUGGAGGACGUGGAUGCAUUGUUGGUGGAAGAUGGUGUUGAAGAGAAAAACAAUUUGGCUGAAACAAAGGACGAGACAGCCAUUAACAUAUCUAAUUACGUGAACAUGGUGAUACUCGCUGUGAAGAUGUACGCUACGAUAUUCAGCGGAUCGUUGGGCAUUGUUGCAUCGACGAUGGACUCGCUGUUUGAUUUUGUCGCAGGAUUGAUCUUGUGGAUUUGUCACCAUUCACUGAAAAGUGUUGAUUUUAACAAGUUUCCAGUCGGGAAAUCUCGAGUGCAGCCUGUGGGGAUUAUUGUUUUUGCCACCGUGAUGGCCACCAUUGGUUUUGGAGUGUUGGUUCAAGCUACCCAAGAAAUACUUGAGGAGAACAAACACUCCGACAAUUCGCCUCAAAAUUUAGAGUUUUGGCUAUACCCUAUCAUGCUCAGUGCGACGCUUUUAAAAUUGGGACUAUGGUUAUAUUGCAAAAACUCUAAAAACGAGAUAGUUCAAGCAUAUGCAAAAGUUGGGCUUACCGCUGCAAUUUUUGGUGAGAAAGUACUCUGGUGGAUUGAUCCAAUUGGUGCCUCUUUACUAGCACUUUACACUAUCAUUAAUUGGUCAAGGACUGUGCAUGAAAAUGCAGAACCAGAAUUGAUUCGGAAAUUGCUAUAUGUUGCCAUAAAAGAACCUCGAGUGAAGAGAAUUCAAACAGUCCGAGCAUAUACUUUCGGUGUGCAAUACUUCGCUGAGGUGGAUGUGGAAUUAGGUGAGGGAUUGUCUGUUGGCAUGGCUUGUGAAGCUGAGAAGAAACUUUCGAGGCAAAUGGAAAGACUUCCAGAAAUAGAACGGGCAUGUGUCCGUUUAAGUUAA
Oldenlandia corymbosa var. corymbosa is the source of this 1227-nucleotide messenger RNA. The record is from the annotation of a GenBank genome assembly. Lineage: Eukaryota; Viridiplantae; Streptophyta; Magnoliopsida; Gentianales; Rubiaceae.